This is a messenger RNA of Adineta steineri, 759 nucleotides long. The record is from the annotation of a GenBank genome assembly. Lineage: Eukaryota; Metazoa; Rotifera; Eurotatoria; Adinetida; Adinetidae.
AUGCCAAGUGUCGAUUCAAAUUCGUCUUAUUCAUCAUCAGAUUCAUCUCUAUCAUCUCCCCGCGUCCUUUUAAACGAUAUACGACAACAAGCAAUACAACAGCAACAGCAACAGCAGCAACAGCAGCAGCAAGAGCAACAACAACAACAAAAUCAAAUGCGGAAUGUAACUAAUAAUAUAACGCAAUCACAUAUAUGUGUAACACGUUAUAAAACAGAAUUAUGUCGACCAUUUACAGAAACUGGAAAGUGUAAAUAUGGUGAUAAAUGUCAAUUUUCACAUGGAAUGAAAGAAUUAAGAAUUUUAAUGCGUCAUCCUAAAUAUAAAACUGAAUAUUGUCGAACAUUUCAUACAACUGGAUAUUGUCCAUAUGGUCCUCGAUGUCAUUUUAUUCAUGAUACGCAUGAAGCACGAGCAAAUACAAAUAUGAAUGAUACAACAAUGCGACGACAUUCCGAUAUACGAACGAAUCCAUUUGCACAAAAAUCAACGACUAGAAAUCGUAUUAACAGUGAUUAUGCAACAUUAUCUUCAUCUCAUAUAAUAAAUAAUAAUUCAAGUUCAUCAAAAGUUCCAUUCACAUUUGAAGAACUCAAUCGAGCUUUACUUUCUUGUGACACUGAUGAUAUAUUUCAACAAGCACAAGAAAAACAAGAUUUUUAUCCAUCUAUAUUAUCUACAAUGACAAAUUCAUUAACACAUCGUACUUUUUCAUCAUCAUCAUCAUCGAACAGCAGUUUAACUCCACAGUAUAUAUAA